Molecule: messenger RNA, 2763 nt
Organism: Phytomonas sp. EM1
Lineage: Eukaryota; Euglenozoa; Kinetoplastea; Trypanosomatida; Trypanosomatidae
Source: the annotation of a GenBank genome assembly
AUGCGCCAAAAGCUGCUCCGAGCGACGGCCGACAAUCGCGAUAUCGAGGAUCGCCUGGAGCGCACGUUGGAGGAAAACACCCGGCUCAAACGAGAACUCAAAGAAAAAAAUGAAAAGUUGACGCGUGUCCAGACGCAAUUCCAGCGCCUUGCUGCGGAUUGGAAACGGUCGGUGGCGGAAACGCCGAAACCCCGUUCCUCCAUCCCGAGUCGUGUGCUUCAGCCUAUCACGCCCAACGCCUGCCGUAGAGCAUCCACGCUCAGCCACGCGCAAGACCCCCCGCCGGCGACGCAAUUGCCGUCCAUUGCACGCCCCGCCACCGCGGAUGGGCGGCUUCGCGCCGACAUCGCGCCCCCUUCUUCCCCUUCAAAGGGGCCGAUGGAGGAACUCCUCGCCUGUCGAGCCGCCUUGCGGCAGGCAAAUGAAGAAAUCGAACGGCUGCACGCCUUAGUCGAGCGCGCGACCGCUCCGACGUCGGCCCCGACCCCAACGGACGCGAACGCCGCCCUUCAGCAACAACUUUUGGAGUGCGUGCGGCAACGACAGGAGAUUUUUACGCUCCAACAGCAGCUCAUGCAUGCCCAGGCCGCGAUCAGAACCACGGAGGAACUUCAACACCAAACCCACACCCGCGAGAUCGCCCAUCUCACCCAGCAGCUCCAGGCAAGCGAGGCGGCCCGUCAAGACUCCGAGCAGCUGCUACGCCAGGCCUUGGAUCGGGUUUCGCGUGAAAAAGACGCGCUCUCGCUCCGGCUGAAGCUGCUUGCGGAGCACGAAAAAGAGGCGGAGGCGAAAAAAGCCCAGGAUUCCGACCCCAUGGGGCUCCUUCAGCUCCAGGCCGAUGUGCGGGAUAAAUCGAACCAAAUCGCCGUUCUCACGAGCCGGCUUCAGUACACCCAAGGCCAGAUCGAGACCCUCAACGCGGAGUGUGCGCGGCUGGUGGAGCAGCUGAAGCACUUUCACACGAACCUCGCGGAGAGCAAAAAAGAGGUGCUGCGGGUGGAGUAUGAAAAGUCCGGCCUGCAGGCGAAAUGUGCGCGUCUGGAGGAGGUCGAACUCACCUUAACCCGGCGAAACGAAGAGGUCCUGCAACUCGAACAGGAGCUUCUGAAGCUGACGGACGCCUUGCGCGGGUUCAACGCGGAGACGGAGCAGGCGGUGCGGCGGGAGCUCAACGCGCGGAUUGCCGAUUUGGAAGCGAUGCGCGAUCAGGCGGAUGCCGGGCGUCGUGAGAAGGAGCGCAUGUUGCGGGCAUGUCAGCACGAUUUAGCCGACGCGAAUCGCGCGCAGGCGAGUCUGCAGGCGGACCUCGCGAUGUAUCGAAGUCGACUGGAAGCGGUGCAGAAGGAAGCCACGGAGCUCGCCUCGCGGGCGGCCUUUUCGAGCUACACUACGAAGGAGUUGAACGAGGAGGAGAUCCACCGCGCGUUGGCGGUGGCCGCGAUGCGGAAACGUCGUGGGGAGGCCACCACGAACCCCCCCCCCCCCUCCGGCGCCCCCGUCAGCGAUGUCGAGGCCGCCGAAACCUUAGAGCUCUACGACGCCCUCAACUGGGAUGAAACGUGGGAGCACGGGCAACUUCGCGAGGCCUUGGCGACCGCCGCGCUCGAUCUCGAGCUCGCCGAAACGCGCUGUCAGCAGAUGGCGGAGCAGGCCGCCCGGCAUCGCGCGCAGCUUGAUCGCCUCGCCUGCGAGCGCGACGCGUUGCUGGAGGAGAACCUCGAGCUUCGACGCCGCGUUUCGCACGUCCAGACGGUCUUUGCGAAGCAGCAACUGCAGGCCUAUCGCGCCGCCGUGGCGAAACCCGACGCGGGCGACCCCGCGGAGGCGAAAAAUGGGCUCAUCCAAUUCUGCAUUCGCGCCUUGGAAGCGGAGGAGGGCCUUCCCCGGGCGCUUGGGGUGCGCACGAUCCGGGAUCCCGUCUCCGUGUUUUUCACCUUGGAUGGGUUGGAAGGCUACGACACGAUGCUUUCUCCGACUUUGCACGCCUUGGAGGAGCCGAUGGAUGUGCGGUUUGUGUAUAAAGGCCUCGGUAAGGAUGAGAUCACCCUCGCGCAGAUUCAACACACCCUCUUCACCCUACAACUGCAUCAGGUAACGGAGUUUGGGAGCCGCAUCGUGGCGAUGCAUGAGAUCCCCGGGAUCGCCCUCCUCACCGCCCGCGAGUUAUCUAUCGAGGAGCGAUUCGAUCUCAUCGAUGGAACGGGCGAAAAAGUAGGGUGGGUGUUGAUGGAAAUGUGCUGCUCACAGCUCAUGCUGCCGGUGCUUCUCGGCCAACCCUUGACGGCCGGCGCGUUGCUCUCCGCGGCGGAAAUGCGCGCGGCGUUGAUCGCACUCCGUUCGCUUCUUUUUCUCCGCGUGCACGUCUUUAAGGCGGAGGGAUUGGCCUCCGUGGAAGGGGGAACGAUGCCGCAGCCGUAUGUCUUUUACACCGCCCAUUCCCCUCACGGGGGGUUAGGGUUUGUGCGGGAUACGGUGGUGCGAACGGCGGGAAACGCCUUCACGACGGAUCCCGUUUUCGAUGCCAUACCUGUCGAUCAUCGCGUAGUCGUGGAUCGAGAACUUAUUCAUUACAUCGCCCACGGAUCCAUCGUCUUUGUGGUCUUUGACGAGCGCGCCCAUGAUGUGCGGGAGAAUCUCGGCGUUGUGGAGGUUUCCCUUCAUCCUCUCCUAGCUUCUCCAACCGCGUUUAUCCGUGAAACGGUUCCUCUGCACCCACAAGGAACACUCAGCUUUGGUAUUUCAUGGAUCACGGGCCCAUAG